AUGGCGACGGCGGGCGGACAGCGGGUGGCGGGCGCGGGGUGCGGCAGCGUGCAUUCACCUCUGACCCGCGCGCGGGGCGAGCGGCGCUCAAGGUCGGUGCGCCGCCUGAAGGUCGCUCCUCACGUGACGCCGAGGGUGCUCAACCCUCUGCGCUCCGCCAUCCGCCGCCAGUUCUCGUACAGCUCUAGUGGAGUUCGAAUCAGCGUGUCUUCAGAGCCUCACGACGAGGACUCCACUGACGCCGAGAUCUCCAAAAUCGACUUCUCACAGCACCAGUACGAGGUAAACAUGCGAAGCAAGAAGAAGCGGUCGUCGAGUGGCACGCAAUGCGAUAGCCAGAGCAACGAUCGCGAGCGCCCUAUGUCCUGGGAGGGGGAGCUUUCUGAUUCUGAAAUGGUCAUUGAUACUAGUGUCAAUAAUGAUGAAAACAGCAAUUCCCUCGACCUCCAAUCAUCCCGCGAUUCCAUAGACACACUUCGCAACGUGACCAUCAAGACAGAACCGCUCAAGACCGAGCCCUUUCAGAGCCUGGAUGACCAGAGGGUGCUCGACUUGAAGUACACAGCGCCACUGCAACCGCAUCAGAGAAGUCUUAGUAUGAAUAGAAUAUCGGUUCUAACAGACAACGCGACCCUUUCCCUCCCUCGACGGCCUUCUCCGCCCACCAGCACCGCCAAGUCCUUAAUCCUGGAGCAGGGUACAGUGCCAAUGAUGACACAGGCUACUGGUGAAGUCCAGAACUUGACUAUUAAGAAGGAAACUCAGUUGUCGGAGCUGAAAUGUGAGCCGUCAGUCGGCAUGGACAAGCUGCUCGGCGCGCUGCACGGGUCUCCCCUGCUGGGGCGUUUGCCGCGCGUGCAAUCCAGCGCUAGCACCGACUCCGCCGUGCACUCAAUGUACACUCACAGUGUCUACAGUAGUCCAUCGGCAAGUCCCCGCGCGUCGCGACACUACACGCCGUCACUGUCCCGCAACAACAGCGAUGCUUCACACUCCUCCUGCUACUCUUACAGCUCCGAAUUCUCGCCUACGCAUUCUCCUGUUCAGGGUCGACACCCACAUGUGGUAUACCGCGAAGCGACUGCCGGCGCGGUAUUUCCUGCGUCGCCCGCUCACGACGAAGACGCGGAAACAGCUGACGAGCGACUGCAUCACCAUCAGGGCAUUAGCCGACAACAGCUGAUUAAUAGUCCGUGCCCAAUCUGCGGCGACAAAAUCAGCGGGUUCCACUACGGCAUAUUCUCGUGCGAGUCUUGCAAGGGCUUCUUCAAGCGAACCGUGCAGAAUAGAAAGAACUAUAUGUGUCUACGAGGCGGAAAUUGUCCCGUUACGGUAGCCACUAGAAAGAAGUGCCCUGCAUGCCGAUUUGAUAAGUGUUUAGGAUGUGGAAUGAAGCUUGAAGCGAUCCGAGAGGACAGGACACGUGGCGGUCGGUCAACGUACCAAUGCUCGUAUUCCCUUUCGGGUGCAUCGUCUACGGGCUCUCUCCUUUCCGCACAUGUCCCUACUACUCUACGGCAUGCUUCCAGUCUUACUUGUGUAAAUGGCCCAGGUUCAUAUAGCCGAGGAGAAUCCAGUAAUAGUAGACUAACUCCUGACAUACCUCCGUUAUUACAGGAAAUAAUGGACGUAGAACACCUGUGGCAAUAUAACGAGUCCGAAUUGAAAAACCUUGGCAAAUCAACGGGAAGUCCGUCUGCCAACCCACUCUUAGCAGCCAGCGGCAUCACUGCUCAGAACUCGAGUCCUGACUUUCUCGCGGACCUGUGCAAUAUUGCGGACCACCGGCUGUAUAAGAUCGUCAAGUGGUGCAAGAGUCUGCCACUUUUUAAGAAUAUUUCCAUCGACGACCAAAUCUGCCUGCUGAUCAACAGCUGGUGCGAGCUGCUGGUGCUGUCUUGCUGCUACCGCGGCGUCGGCACACCUGGAGAGGUGCGGGUGGGUGGAGGACGCGGUAUCACGCUGCAUCAGAGUGCCAAAUUGGGCUUAACGCCUUGCAUAGAACGAAUGUUGACGUUUACCGACCACCUUCGACGAUUGCGAGUCGACCGAUACGAAUACGUCGCAUUGAAAGUUAUUGUGCUGCUCACGUCAGGUAAAAAAUAUCAGAAUUAA
Messenger RNA from Hyposmocoma kahamanoa, 2115 nucleotides. It is a transcript of the gene Hr39, whose product is annotated as nuclear hormone receptor FTZ-F1 beta. The transcript has 14 exons. The record is from RefSeq and is a predicted model, not a curated record. Gene Ontology annotation, molecular function: RNA polymerase II cis-regulatory region sequence-specific DNA binding; zinc ion binding; nuclear receptor activity. Bases 1 to 2115 code for a protein of 704 amino acids. Gene Ontology annotation, cellular component: RNA polymerase II transcription regulator complex. Gene Ontology annotation, biological process: tissue development; regulation of transcription by RNA polymerase II; hormone-mediated signaling pathway. Lineage: Eukaryota; Metazoa; Arthropoda; Insecta; Lepidoptera; Cosmopterigidae.